AUGAGUUCUUGUUUCGUACCGAACGGGGCCAGCUUGGAGGAUUGCCAUUCCAAUCUAUUCUGUCUGGCUGACUUGACGGGGAUCAGAUGGAAGAAGUUUGUGUGGCAGGGCCCCACCUCUGCUCCCAUCCUCUUCCCGGUGACGGAGGAGGACCCCAUCCUGUGCAGCUUCAGCCGCUGCCUUAAGGCCGACGUGCUGAGCGUGUGGCGGCGCAGCCAGCGGCAGGGCUGGAGAGAGCUCUGGCUCUUCUGGUGGGGGGACGACCCCAACUUCGCUAAUCUGAUCCACCACGAGCUGGCAGCCGAGGAUGAUGACGAGUGGGAGAACGGCCUCUCCUACGAGUGUCGCACUCUGCUGUUCAAAGCCAUCCACAACCUGCUGGAGCGCUGCCUCAUGAACCGCGGCUUUGUACGCCUCGGCAAGUGGUUCGUCAAACCCUACGAGAAGCACGAGAAGCCGAUCAACAAGAGUGAGCACUUGUCCUGCGCUUUCACCUUCUUCCUGCACGGCGAGAACAACGUGUGCAGCAGUGUGGAGAUCAACCAGCACCAGCCCAUCUACCACCUUACAGAGGAGCACCUGGCCCUGGCCCAGCAGGCCUCCAGCCCGUUUCAAGUCAUCCUGAGUCCAUUUGGCCUGAAGGGAACGCUGACCGGCCAGUCGUUUAAGAUGUCGGACCCCCCCACGCAGAAGCUGAUCGAGGAGUGGAACCAGUUUUAUCCCAUCAGUCGCAGCAACAAGGACGGGGCUUCAGACGAUAAGUCUGAGGUUCUGGACUGGGAGGAUGAUUCUCUGGCCUCUGUAGAGGUCCUUGUCGGCGGAGUGCGUAUGGUCUACCCAGCCUGCCUGGUGCUCGUACCCCAGUCAGACAUCCCCGUCGUGGCCCCUGUGGGGUCCUCUCACUGCACUGCCGUCUACCCGGGUUGCCAACAAGUGCCUGCUUCCCAGCGAGAGCCUGCCAUGUCACUGGUGACCCUCACCCCUCCCACGUCACCAGAGGACGCUCACACAGUCGACUCUCAUUCGGCCCAAAAGUGGGUUAAGAUGCCAUCAUCGUCAGAUUCUUUCAGCGUGGACAGAACGAGUCACCACGGGGGGAAGAUUCCUCGCAGGAUGGCCAGUCAGGUGGUGGAGCGUGUCUGGCAAGAGUGCAAUAUCAACAGAGCGCGGAACAAGCGGAAGUUUACAGCUGCGUCCAACGGUACCUGUGAAGACGAGGUGGAGGCCAAAGUCGGAGCCUGGGAUUUUGUGGUGCCUUCCCAGAGGUCCUGCUGUGGCUGCUCCAGACAUAAAAACGUAGCGAAGCAGCGACCGGGCGGCGCCCCGGGCCAAACACAGUCCACGGCUCAGGCCUCCCAGCCUCCAGCCAAGCACAAAACUGGAGGAGAGAAGCCGGAGAAAGGAGAGAAGCUGCCCAAGAGGCCGCAGACGCCGUUCCAUCACCGCAGCUCCACCAGCGAGGAGGCCUCCAUGGAGAACGAGGCGGCGGUGGGCCAGAGGCUGGCCCUGAGGGGGCAGGACGGGGGACGCUUCCGAUCCUCCGAUGUUAGCAGCCUCACUAAAGCCACGCAGCUCCACGGCGAAGCCAUCGGUGCGGGGCCCUCAGAACAGUCCAACUCCCCCCAGCCCCCGCCACUUAGCCCCCACCCCUGCGAGCGCAGUGAGGAGUCAGGGGAGGCCAUAAAGAACCCUUCCACCCCCAACAGCCAACACUUUUAUCAGCUGCCCCCAGAGCCCUGCCUGGCGGGGGCGAAGGGAGGCAGCGAGGAACCCGGCGGCCCCGAGGGCAUCAGUCAGCACUUUCACUCCCAUCCAGGGAACUCGGCUUUCUCCGAGCCUCCUGAGCCCACCAUGUAUGUGGGAGCAGCCGUCGACCUGGAGGACGACGGCUCCCACACACCGUGGAGGUUAUUCAACCUGCCUCGCAGGAAGGAGGCGGAGCUACCUACGCCGCCGCUGCCUGGAGACAAGCUGAGGGACGAGGCCGCCGCAUCGCAGGACCUGGUGUCGGUCACAGAAGUGAUGUCUACAUCUAAAAUGCCACUAAAGGUGUCUGAGGAGCGGCUUCAGAUGUAUAGAGCCAGGAGGAACCAGUACUUAUCUGCUGCCGUCACCGAUGGAGACCACGAGCCCGAGGUGGACCCCUACGCCUUCGAGGAAGGAGACGUCAAGUUCACAUUCUCCAACAAGAAGGAUAAAGGGGCGGGAGAGCGGGAGCCAGGCAAGAAGAACAAGGGUGAAGAUGGAGGAGCCGGUCAAACUGAUGAUGCCCAACACGCCGCUGCUCAAAACCGCAUGACCUCCAGCAGCCUGAUGCACGUGACGGACCUGGUGGUUUCCUUCAACGACCUCGACAACCUUUUCAACUCUGAUGAGGAUGAUCUAACGCCCGGUACCAGGCGGCCUGUGAACGGGGCCGAUGAGAAGUUUGGCAAAGAGUCAAAGCCAUCCUCGUUGGACCCAGCCUCCUGCAUUAGUUCAGACCUACAGAGUUUUCCCACGCCUCCAUCCCUCGAGCAGCAGAUCAUGGGUUACUCGCCCAUGAACAUGUGCAGCAAAGAUUACGGCAUCAUGGAGACUAACCACGGCAUGACCAUGCUGGACGGGACCUCUGUGCUGGGCGGCCACUUCAAGAUCGAGGUGGAGGAGAGCUUCUGCAGCCCCAAACCGUCUGAGAUCAAGGACUAUUCGUUUGUGUAUAAGCCCGAGCUGUGCCAGGCGUUUGUAGGCUGCUCCAUGUUCGCCCCCCUGAAGACGCUGCCCAGCCAGUGCCUCCCCCCCAUCAAACUGCCAGAGGACUGCGUCUACCGAGCGAGCUGGACCAUGACCCGAGACGUGCUGCAUCCUGUGCCAGUGUUGGGCUUCCUAAACAAAGACAGUAAUAUUCCCAGUGUGGGCAGCACCAUGGACCAGGACUACACCCAGACCUACACCCCCCAGACCCACACUCCUUUCAUGUCCAACAGCGCCCCCCCCAGCAACAGCGGCGCCGGCAUCCUGCCUUCCCCCGCUACGCCACGCUUCUCCGCCCCAACCCCACGCACGCCUCGGACUCCGCGCACCCCUAGGGGCCCCUCCAGCGUACAAGGCUCAGUAAAGUACGAGAAUUCGGACCUGUACUCUCCGGCCUCGACGCCUUCGACGUGCCGACCGCUGAACUCGGUGGAGCCGGCCACGGUCCCCUCCAUCCCCGAAGCCCACAGCCUCUACGUGACGCUGAUCCUCUCCGAGUCGGUCAUGAACCUCUUCAAGGACUGCAACUUCGACAGCUGCUGCAUCUGCGUGUGCAACAUGAACAUAAAGGGAGCCGACGUGGGAGUGUACCUGAGCGGCGCCGACGGUGAGGACCAAGAACCCUGCAGCUGCGGCUUCAGCGCCGUGGUGAACAGGCGCUACGGACACGGCUCGGGCCUCUUCCUGGAGGACGAGCUGGAUAUCAUGGGCCGCGGCUCGGACGUCAGCAAGGAGGCGGAGAAGAGCUUCGAGGAGCAGAGGCUGUCGUCACUGGAGAGGACGGGGGUCAGAAACGGGGACGGCUUCCCAGACGAGCUGAUUUUUCUCCUGCAGGACCAAUGCACAAACCCAUUUUCACCCAUCUCGGUAACAGAGCAUGAGGCGGCGGCGUGGGGGCCGAGCGGGGCCCCUAUACCCGCCUGCAUACGAGUGGAGGAGAGGGACUACCGCAACGACUGCUACAUGGCUCUGGAACACGGCAGGCAGUUCAUGGACAACAUGUCUGGAGGCAAAGUGGACGAGGCGCUGGUGAAGAGCAGCUGCCUGCACCACUGGGCCAAACAAAACGCGGUGGACGUGAGUUCCCUGUGCUCUCAGGAUGUGCUGCGGGUGCUGAUGUCGCUCCAGCCUGUUCUCCAGGACGCCAUCCAGAAAAGGAGGACAGUGCGGUCGUGGGGGGUGCAGGGUCCCCUCACCUGGCAGCAGUUCCACAAGAUGGCAGGGCGGGGCUCCUACGGCACAGACGAGUCUCCAGAGCCUCUGCCCAUCCCCACCUUCAUGGUGGGCUAUGAGUCUGAUUCCGAGUUCGUGGUCCUGUCUCCGUUCGGUUUGCCGUACUGGGAGAAACUUCAGCUGGAACCGUACGGCUCUCAGCGGGACGUCGGGUACGUCGUCGUUUGUCCCGACAGCGAAGCCAUGCUCAGCGGCGCCAAAAGCUUCUUCAGAGACCUCACAGCUGUUUACGAGUCCUGUCGCCUGGGUCAGCACCGGCCUAUUUCCAAGAGUUACCCUGAUGGGAUCGUCGUCGUUGGCGGCAGUGCAGCCAAAAACGUCAUGGAUCAGCCCGUCAGCGAUUGGUUCCUGAAGGCUGCCAGCAGCAACAGCGACGCCUUCACCAAGCUAAAGCUCUAUGCACAAGUUUGCCGGCACAACCUCGCUCCUUACCUCGCCUCUCAGACAUUAGAUAGUUCACUCCUCACACAGCCUAGUGCCUCUUCUUCAUCCAGCCACACUUCAUCCAAUCAACAGUCUAGCUCCACCUCUACCACAGCCAGCCAGCAAACCCCCUCAGCUCCCAACAGCAGCAGCACCAACGGCGGCUCUGGAAACGCCUCCGCUUCAUCCAACGGCCUGCCGGCGUCCUCGGGCCAGCCGGGCAGCGCCGUGCCGUCUGGAAAGCCCAACUCUUUCCCGCCUUUCGGAACCGUGAACAGCCAGGGUUCCCAGAGCGGACAGCAGGCCGCCACCCAGAACGCUUCCACCUCAGGGGACGGCUCCAGCAGCCAGGCGCAGGGGCCCACAGAGCCUCCUGAAAGCACUUUGGAGCGGGAGAAGAUAGGCGUGCCUACAGACGGGGAGUCCCACGCCGUCACCUACCCUCCUGCCAUCGUUGUUUACAUCGUGGACCCCUUUAGCUACGAGGAGGCAGACAGUGGCUCCCAUUCCUGCGUUUGGACGCUGGGUUUGCUGCGCUGUUACCUGGAGAUGCUUCACUUUCUGCCUCCAAACAUUCGCAACUCUAUUUCUGUACAGAUUAUUCCAUGUCAGUAUCUGCUUCAGCAAGUCAGAGGAGAAGACCAUCACAUCUACGCACAGCACCUCAAAUCCCUGGCCUUCUCCGUCUUCACUCAGUGCAGACGGCCGCUGCCCACCUCCACCAACGUCAAGUCACUAACGGGCUUCGGCCCCGGCUUAGCCAUCGACAACUCACUCAAGAGCUCAGAGAGGCCAGAGUGUUUGCGUCUCUACACGCCUCCAUUUAUCCUGGCUCCAGUAAAGGACAAGCAGACGGGGCUGGGCGAGACGUUUGGUGAAGCAUCACAAAAAUACCAUGUGCUGUUUGUGGGAUACUGUCUGUCCCACGACCAGCGCUGGCUUCUGGCUACAUGCACUGAUCUGUACGGGGAACUGCUGGAGACCAACAUCAUCAACAUCGACGUGCCCAACAGAGCUCGGAGGAAAAAAGGCUCCGUACGUCGGCUCGGCCUGCAGAAGCUGUGGGAUUGGUGCCUGGGAUUAGUUCAGAUGACAUCUGUUCCUUGGAGAGUGGUGAUUGGCCGGCUGGGCAGGAUGGGGCAUGGAGAGCUAAAAGACUGGAGCAUCUUAUUGAGCAGGAGAAACCUGCAAUCAAUCAGCCGCCGUCUGAAGGAAAUGUGUCGAAUGUGUGGAAUCUCCGCCUCCGACACUCCCAGCAUCCUCAGUGUGUGCCUGGUCGCCAUGGAGCCGCAGGGAUCCUUCAUCAUCAUGCCAGACUCCGUCUCCACAGGCUCCGUGUUUGGCCGGAGCACCACCUUAAACAUGCAGACCUCGCAGCUCAGCACGCCGCAGGACACCUCCUGCACGCACAUCUUGGUGUUUCCCACCUCCGCUUCUCUUCAAGUGGCCAGCUCCAGUUACACCAACAUCGACAACAACAUCGACCUCCUCAACGCCACCACCGAUGGAUCUGGUAUUGGGAUCUUUGACCUGCUUGACCCGGAGAAUGAGUUGGAGGCAGCCAUCAUCAACAUGUCACCCACUACUUCUCCAGUACACUCCCCCAGCCAUAAUUACCACCACGGGGUGGACGGCAGUAAGGGCCAGAGCACAGACCGCAUGGAGUCUCACGAAGAGGUUCCUAACCUCCUGCAGCAGCCGCUGGCGCUUGGUUACCUGGUCUCCACGGCGAAGGCCGGCCCGCUGCCCGACUGGUUCUGGUCGGCCUGUCCGCAGGCUCAGAACCAGUGUCCGCUCUUCCUCAAGGCCUCUUUGCACCUCCAUGUGUCUUCUGUGCAAUCAGACGAGCUGCUGCAUAGCCGGCACUCCCACCCCCUUGACUCCAAUCAGACCUCAGAUGUACUCAGAUUUGUGCUGGAGCAGUACAACACUCUCUCCUGGCUUACGUGUGACCCGGCAACGCAGGACCGAAGAUCGUGUCUGCCCAUUCACUUUGUGGUGCUCAACCAGAUGUACAACUUCAUCAUGACCAUGUUGUAACCAGCAGCCUGUCAGAGGAGAGGCGGAGGAAGGAGAAGCCUUCAAAGAGGAGCAAAGUGGCACCAGAGUACAGAGCUGGAUCCUGCACCCAGAUGGAAUCCCUGCUCCCGCUCCCGGCCCGGCCCGGCAUGGCCCGCCAUCACCAGGACUCAGAGUGUAGAAAACCGGCAACUAAUGAACGCCAGAGAUUGACGGGUUUACUGUCAUGGUAUGUAGCAUGGCAGCAGAGUCACUGGCCAGUCUGUAUUAGAGAGUUUAUCUGUAAUGUUAUUGGAAGAAAAGGGACAUAUUUGAUCUAGGAAAAACGGAUCUCUGCUUUUAAUACGACAAAAUCCUUUUUAAGGCUUUAGAUGAAAAAGUAUCCAAAUGAAAUGCCUGCAUCUAUCUUAUUUAUUGUAAGUUUUUAAAUGUAUAAAUUGUCAUAUUUCUUACCCUCUUUUAUAUAUAAAAUGAAGGUUUAUAUCACCUUCCUGCUUUAAAGCAAUUGGUCUCAGAUAUAUGUAUUCGUCUUAAUAAAGGAACCUGGAAGAAAAUCCCAUAAAAAAAAGAAAUAAAGUCCCAGUAGGUCGCUUUUAGAGUAUUAUUUUUUUGUAACGAAGACAGAAUAUUUGUA
Messenger RNA from Cyprinodon tularosa, 7042 nucleotides. It is a transcript of the gene med13a, whose product is annotated as mediator complex subunit 13a. Gene Ontology annotation, molecular function: transcription coregulator activity. NCBI's taxonomy places the organism in Eukaryota, Metazoa, Chordata, Actinopteri, Cyprinodontiformes, Cyprinodontidae. Gene Ontology annotation, biological process: regulation of transcription by RNA polymerase II. Gene Ontology annotation, cellular component: mediator complex. The transcript is spliced from 30 exons. The record is from RefSeq and is a predicted model, not a curated record. Bases 1 to 6429 code for a protein of 2142 amino acids.